AUGGCAGCUCACUUCACCAUAAAUGGGCAGCAAUUUGAGGUCACGCCGAGCGAUGUGAGCACAGAAACAACGUUGAACAGCUUCAUCCGAGAUCAUGCCCAUCUGACUGGCACAAAGUUUAUGUGCCUCGAGGGAGGCUGCGGGGCGUGUGUUGUGAAUCUUAGUGGAACCCAUCCCGUUACUGGGCAACCGUUUUCGUGUGCGGUCAACUCGUGUCUGUUCCCAACACUAGCGUGCCACGGAAUGCACGUCACGACGGUCGAGGGCAUUGGAAGCAAGCGAACCGGAUAUCAUGCAGCGCAAAAGUUGUUGGCCCAUUUCAACGGAUCCCAGUGCGGAUAUUGCUCCCCCGGUAUGGUAAUGAGCAUGCACAGUUUGCUCGAGGCCAAGAACGGCCAAGUCAGCAUGGAGGAAAUCGAGAAUUCGUUCGGCGGAAACAUAUGCCGAUGCACCGGUUACCGGCCCAUUCUGGAUGCUUUUAAAGCCUUAGCGGUGGAUGCUGACGAGAAGCUGCAGCGAAAAUGUCCAGACAUCGAGGAUCUCACCGGGAAGUGUCCCAAAACGGGCUCGGCUUGUGCGGGACGCUGUUCCACGGCAGGAGGAAAUCGAGACCGUUUUCAUAUGCGCUUCCAAGAGAACCGCGAGUGGUACAGGGUGAACAAUGUGAGCGAAAUUUUUGUUAUCUUUGAAACCAUCGGUGAUCGGCCGUAUACGCUCGUUGGUGGUAACACUGCCCACGGAGUUUACCGUCGAAGCGAUGUGCUGGAGGUGUUUAUCGAUAUCAAUGCUGUUCAGGAGCUGAGGUCACAUUCGGUAGACACCUCACUCACCGUUGGAGCAGGAACAUCUCUAACAGAGCUCAAGGAAUUGAUGGUGCGAACAGCGAAGCAACAGCCUCAUUUUUCGUACCUGGAGCACCUUGUUAAUCACAUCGAUCUGAUAGCAAACGUUCCUGUUAGAAAUACCGGUACCAUCGCAGGAAACCUAAGCAUCAAACACCAGCACAACGAGUUCCCGUCAGACUUGUAUUUAAUUCUGGAAGCAGCCAACGCCAAGUUGACUAUCAUGGAGUCAGAAGGUAAAACUUCCAUCGUCAAGCCAUCGGAAUACGUUACAUUGGAUAUGGGCAAGAAAGUGCUACUAAACGUUGUGCUUCCGCCACUAGAUCCGAAUGUCCAUUGUUAUCGAUCGUUCAAAGUUAUGCCACGAGCCCAGAAUGCUCACGCUUACGUCAACGGGGCUUUCUUGAUCGAAAUGGACGGUUCCCGUAGCAUCGUGUCAUGCAACGCUUGCUUCGGCGGCAUCAAUCCCCAGUUUACCCAUGCAUCGAGGACGGAAAACUUCCUCAAAGGGAAGAAUCUACUUACCAACGAGACCUUACAGAGCGCCCUGAAGAUCCUGGCGGAAGAGUUAAAGCCCGACUGGGUGCUACCUGAUGCGGACCCCGAGUAUCGAAAGAACCUAGCCUUAUCCUUGUUCUAUAAGUUCGUGCUCAGCAUCGCCCCUGAUUCGGUCAGAAGCGAGUUCAGAUCAGGUGGCACCGUUUCCAAAAGAGCCGUUUCUAGCGGAUCGCAAAAGUAUGACACCUUCAUCAAACAAUGUCCGAAGCUUGAAGGCCUGCUGCAAACAUCUGGUGAGGCCAAGUACACCAACGACUUACCACACUUACCGGGCGAGCUAUAUGCAGCAUUCGUUCACGGGACCAGAGUAGGCGGGAAAAUCAUUUCUAUCGAUCCUUCGGUUGCAUUGCAAACGCCAGGUGUGGUGGCGUUCUACACGGCGAAAGAUAUACCCGGAGCGAACGAUUUUAUGCCACUCAAGUCGGAGUUUAGUCCCAAUGUGGAGGAAAUACUCUGUAGCCAGCGUAUCCUGUUCCACGGUCAACCGGUAGGGAUCAUCGUAGCAACAAGCUUCGACAUAGCUCAAAGAGCUGCCAAAAGAGUAGCGAUCAACUACUCUGAUAGCAGCUCUGGCCCUGUCUAUCCCACUGUUAAGGAAGUUUCCGACGCUCAGGCCGAUGAUCGAAUCAAGCAAAUCGAUUAUGGGUUCACUGGUGCAGAUUAUAGUGAUCAUGUUGGAGAGAAAGGCGUCGAGCUAUUGGAAGUAAUGGGGACAUUCGAGUCUGGUGGUCAGUACCACUACACAAUGGAAACACAAACCUGUGUCUGCGUUCCGCUAGAGGAUGGAAUGGAGGUACAUUCUUCUACGCAAGCCGUUACCCUAACCCAAAUAGCCAUCGCCCAGAUGCUGGGUGUGCCGGAAAACAGUCUUCAAUUGUCAGUUCGACGUAUCGGUGGAGGCUACGGAGGUAAGGCGACUCGCGCGGUACAGAUUGCGUGCGCGUGUGCCUUGGCUUGCCAUCUGCUGGGCAGACCGGUUCGUUUCGUGAUGACAAUGGAAUCGAAUAUGUGCACCGUCGGUAAGCGGUAUGGAAUCGUCUCAUCGUAUCGGGUUGUAACGGACAAACACGGCGCAAUCGUAAAUCUGCGAAACGAGUUUCUACACGAUGCAGGAUGCAACUCUAACGAGGCACCAGAUUUCGUGCAACCGUACUACGGAAACUGCUACAACAAGGACUGCUGGAAGGUGGUGUCCAAAACGGCCAUUACAGACUCCGCCAGCAAUACUUGGUGCCGUGCCCCGGGGACGACGGAAGCGUACGGAAUGAUAGAGACGAUCAUGGAGCACAUCGCGUUCGCGACGGACGAAGAUCCUUUGGAAGUGCGGCUUCGGAAUAUGCCCGAUAACUCCGCGAUGCGUUCGUUGCUUCAAGACUUCCGCACGAGCACCGAGUACGAUCGUCGACGGGAAGAAAUACAACAAUUUAACACCGAGCACCGUUGGCGCAAGAGGGGCAUUGCUAUCGUUCCACUCAAGUAUCCAGUUGCGUACUUUGGAACGCUUCAUGCGCUGGUGUCCAUAUACCACACCGAUGGAACCGUCGCCAUCUCGCACGGUGGUAUCGAGAUGGGACAGGGCAUCAAUACGCGGGCAGUCCAGGUUGCAGCGAACAUACUGCGCCUGCCGCUGGAGAAAAUCUCCAUCAAACCGACUUCCAAUCUGACCGCCCCGAACGAUUUCUGCACCCAGGCCAGUAUCACUAGCGAAGCGGUGGCUCAUUCAGUACUGAUCGCCUGUGAAACGCUUCUGCAACGGAUGGAACCAGUUCGAUUGCGGAAUCCGAAUGUUCGGUGGGAAGAGCUUACGGCCGAGUGUCACCGGCAAGGUGUGGACCUUUGCGCCACAGCCAUGUACAACGGUCUGGAGCUUCCACCGUACAGCGUGUGGGCGGUGAGCUGUGCCGAAGUGGAACUAGAUGUGCUGACCGGAAAUGUUCUGCUGCGCCGUGUCGACAUACUGGAGGACGCCGGCAUAACGCUCAACCCGGACAUCGAAAUCGGUCAAAUCGAGGGCGCAUUCAUGAUGGGCGUAGGACUGUACUUGACUGAGGCCCUCGUUUACGAUCAACACACCGGGGCACUGCUCACUAACCGCUCCUGGCACUAUCGACCACCGGGAGCCCAAGAUAUACCGAUUGACUUCCGAAUACGGUUACUACAGAACACUAUUAAUCCCACUGGCGUCCAGCGGUCGAAAGCAACUGGUGAACCAGCGGUAAACAUGGCGAUUGUGGUGUUGUUUGCCCUGCGGAAUGCUAUAAACGCGGCACGGGCUGAUGCGGGUGCGGCGAAAAGGUGGAUACCAUUGGGAUCCCCUAGCACCCCGGAAAGGAUUCAACGACAUGUUGGUCACUCCUGGAACCAAUAUCUGCUCCACUAG
Anopheles bellator is the source of this 3780-nucleotide messenger RNA. RefSeq lists its product as uncharacterized. The coding region runs from base 1 to 3780 and encodes 1259 amino acids. The transcript is spliced from 6 exons. Gene Ontology annotation, molecular function: oxidoreductase activity; 2 iron, 2 sulfur cluster binding; iron ion binding. The record is from RefSeq and is a predicted model, not a curated record. NCBI's taxonomy places the organism in Eukaryota, Metazoa, Arthropoda, Insecta, Diptera, Culicidae.